Molecule: messenger RNA, 1056 nt
Organism: Monodelphis domestica (gray short-tailed opossum)
Lineage: Eukaryota; Metazoa; Chordata; Mammalia; Didelphimorphia; Didelphidae
Product: olfactory receptor 52K1-like
Biological process (GO): G protein-coupled receptor signaling pathway
Cellular component (GO): plasma membrane
Molecular function (GO): olfactory receptor activity; G protein-coupled receptor activity
Source: RefSeq, a predicted model, not a curated record
AGAGCUUUCUGGUCAGUCCUAGCAAGAAUGUCAGGAUGGAAUGUGACCUUCAACAUCUCUUAUACCACCUUCUUCUUAUUGGGCUUCCCAGGACUCAGGGAAUCACGGUCCCUUCUGAUCCUGCCAUUUUCCUGCCUCUACAUGGUGAUCCUCUCAGCCAAUGGCCUAAUCAUCUAUAUUGUGACCACCCAGAGGAGCCUGCACCAACCCAUGUAUAUACUCAUUAGUCUACUCCUGGCUGUUAACAUCUGCACGGCCACUACUGUGGUUCCUGUCAUGCUCUUCAGUUUCUCCACCCACCUCAAUCGCAUCUCUUUGACUUGUUGCCUCGUCCAGAUGUUCUUCAUCUACUGUCUACUUGCUUUUGAUUGCAACAUCCUUCUGCUCAUGGCUCUGGACCGUUACACUGCCAUCUGUUACCCAUUGCGCUAUACAGAAAUCAUGACAGGCCAGGUGCUAAUGGGGCUGGUGGGGGUAGCAGCUAUCUGGAGUGUAGGUAUUGUGGCCCCUGUUGUGGUUCUGGCCUCAAGAGUCCACUUCUGCCGCUCCAAUGUGAUCCAUCACUUCACCUGUGAGCACAUGGCCUUGAUGAAGCUGUCCUGUGGAGACAUCUCACUAAAUAAGACUGUAGGACUUGCCCUUCGUGUCUUCAAUAGGAUCCUGGACCUGCUUCUUCUGGGAGCCUCCUACACCCGCAUCAUCCAUGCUGCCUUCAGGAUCUCCUCAGGGGGUGCUCGCUCAAAGGCUCUUCACACAUGUGGAUCUCAUCUACUUGUCAUCUUCACUGUGUAUGGCUCUACUUUGUCUUCUUCAAUUGUGUAUCGUGUGGCUCGAACUGCAUCUCAGGAUGUACACAACUUAAUCAGUGCCUUCUAUUUGCUGAUCCCCUGCCUUGUCAACCCUGUCAUCUAUGGGGCAAGAACCAAAGAGAUCAGGCAACACAUGGAAAAGAGCCUUUGCAAAGGCGUGGAGACAGGAGGUGAAGUGUCACAAAUGAGGAACAGAGACCAGUUUGGCUAUGUUCUGGAAUGUGGGAGGAGAAGUAACAUUCAGUGA